Messenger RNA from Syngnathus acus (greater pipefish), 2652 nucleotides. Its product is annotated as chromobox protein homolog 1-like. The transcript has 5 exons. The record is from RefSeq and is a predicted model, not a curated record. Lineage: Eukaryota; Metazoa; Chordata; Actinopteri; Syngnathiformes; Syngnathidae. Gene Ontology annotation, molecular function: chromatin binding. The coding region runs from base 306 to 920 and encodes 204 amino acids. Gene Ontology annotation, cellular component: nucleus; pericentric heterochromatin. Gene Ontology annotation, biological process: negative regulation of transcription by RNA polymerase II; chromatin organization.
UACGGCACUUCCGGUAUUGCUGUUGGCGGGUAGACGGGGUUUGCAAGCCGUGCUGCAGAGUGCUGAAGCUAUUGUAAUAUUUAGCACAAAGCUUUUUGGAUGGACAAAGAACCCAAACACUAGUAAAACCUUGAGUAGCUUGUUGGUCACAACAACUGGAGAUCGGUCUGUUAUUAAAUUAAAACAGACCCGAAAUCACUAGUUGGUUAAUUGACCCUUGCGAGAAGCUAAUUCAAGAAGUUUUCAUCGUAACGACUUUUUCAUUUCACGUCAAGCUGGCGACUGUAGCAGUAAAGAAGGGCAAUAUGGAGGAGGAGAAGGAGCAGGAGCAGCAGCAGCAGCCGGCGCCGCCCGUAGUGCCUGAAACGCCAACAGCAACCACAGAAGCAACAGCAACACCAGAGGAGGAAGAGGAGGAAGAAUAUGUGGUUGAGAAGGUUUUGGACCGUAGAGUGAUGAAGGGCAAAGUGGAGUUUCUACUGAAAUGGAAGGGUUUCUCAAAUGAAGACAAUACAUGGGAACCAGAAGACAAUUUGGACUGUCCAGACCUUAUUGCAGAAUUCAUGCGGAAGUACAAAGAGAAGGAGGAAAAAAAGAAGGAUGGCAAAAGAAAAGUCACCGGUGAGGCUGUCGGCGGUCCAGAAGACAAAGGGAGCAAAAAGAAGAAGGAGGAGGGUGAGAAAGUCAGAGGUUUUGGGAGAGGUCUGCAGCCAGAAAGAAUUAUUGGUGCGACAGACUCAAGUGGCGAGCUGAUGUUUCUGAUGAAAUGGAAGAACUCCGAUGAAGCUGACCUCGUCCCAGCCAAAGAAGCCAACAUCACUUGCCCACAGGUGGUCAUCUCUUUCUAUGAGGAGCGUCUCACAUGGCACUCUUAUCCUGCAGAGGAAGAGGACAAGAAGGAGGAGGAGAAAAAAGACUAGAUAAGUGGAUGUAUAUGCAAGAGAGAAAGUGAGGAGGUGCAGGGUUGUAAUUAAAAGUACAGUACAUACACAUGUAAUAGCUUAGUUUACUGCAAUGGACCCAAGUGCAAAAACUCCAAGGAGUGGGGUGUUAAUUGCCAUUAAAUGUUUUUCCUGUGUUGUGAUACAUACAUCGUUUUAUUAAAAUACUCCAACUUGCAUUAUGAUUAAUAUUUUUAAACAUAUGUCAUCCAAUAAAUGAUGUAGUGUUCUGCUUUCUUGCCAUGGGUUGAGUGUAGGGCAAAUUUGGUUUUGCAGUGAAACAAUCAAAAUCUUACAUAGUAUGCGCAAAGCUAUCAGUUCAUCUUGACUGAGUUGUGGCAAGGAUGCAUUUAAAUAAUGAUGGCAGACAUGUAAUGGAUGGCUGCAAAAGUCAAUUCAAGCUUUUUCACAACAUAAAUUACACUUGUCCCAGUACCACCAACUACUUUGUCCUCUUUUUGUACUUACAACGGUCAUUUAUGUAAGUCUUGUGACCUGUGGGAACUCAACUAAGCUUUACUGUACUGAUUUUUCACCCAAUAAGGUGCUGUAAUGUAAUCAUAUUUGUUGGGAUAAUGUGAAGUUAGUCUUGUUGAUGUCAAAACUUAUGCAACAAAUUUGUUGUUGAACCUCAAAAGGCCAAGUUUUUAAAUCGAGUCACAAUUUUGAAUAAAUGAUGCAAUACUUCCCACUUUUAUUUGCAAAGUCUGAAACACUGAUAUUCGAUAUGCACAGCUAAACCAAAAUAUAAGUACAAUUACUGGUCGUAACAAAAGGGCACUUUGGAGUUCAGAUUCACAAUUCAAUAGAACUACAGCGGGGGGGGGGGGGCGGGGGGGGGGUUUCUCCCACCUGGUCUUGGAAUCACAAUUUUGUCAGCCUCACUAUGCUUUAAUCUCCUCAUUCUAUUACUGAUGAGAUAUUCUGAUAUAAUUAUGGUAUAGAUUUAAUAUUUGGGAAGAAUGAUGGUAUUUGGUCAGAAAAUGGUUAUUACAUCUAUUUCAGUUAGUCUACCCGGAAGGUUGUUUGUUGAUGAGACUUGAGUUUGCCGUCAAAUACGAAAUGAUAAAUUACUGACAUGAAUAAUAAACUCAAUGCAUCUUCUAUGUCGGCUUGCAUGUUCACUCUUUUGAUGUAUGCCUUUGAGUUUUGGCUGAAUUUGUCAAUCAUUUUAUGUAAAUGUCCCAUAACAAGAACAGGAAAAACCUUUUGAAAGUUCAGCCGUGUGACCCUUUGUUUUUUUCUUACCCUGUCAUCUUUUGAAACAAUUAGCUAAGGUUUCUAAGCUAUUGAGUAGAAUUGUUAUUGGCUCCACAGAUAUGAAAUGUAAUUUUUCUUUUAAGCCACUGAAAUAAAUACAAAUAACAUCUGUACGUGUGCAUUUACGGAGAAACGUGGUCCCUAGUAACCAAGCCAUUCAAUGAAUGUGCUAAAUAUUGAAUCAAUAUGGAUUUCUUUUUUAACCAUUCAGCAAAAUGUGUACAAGUGCUGCCCACAAUUCUGAACAGUGAUCAUUCAGCAAUCGACUUGUAGUGUAAUUUUAUACUUUAAAUAGAUACUUUUUCUGCAAAACUUCUGUUCUACAUGAGUACUCUGCAGUAUUGUGAUGCGUUUUCUUGUCUCUUUUUCAUUUUGCAUGUAUCUUAUUGUCACGAUUAUUGACUGAUCCACUUUCAAUUAUUAAACAAUAAAACGUUUUUGAUUUUCUUAA